This is a messenger RNA of Sciurus carolinensis (gray squirrel), 792 nucleotides long. Its product is annotated as protein CUSTOS-like. Gene Ontology annotation, biological process: Spemann organizer formation; negative regulation of Wnt signaling pathway; Wnt signaling pathway. The record is from RefSeq and is a predicted model, not a curated record. NCBI's taxonomy places the organism in Eukaryota, Metazoa, Chordata, Mammalia, Rodentia, Sciuridae.
AUGCGUGACUGUGAUCAGAGUUCACCUGUGCUAUCGGUGAAGGCGGGAGUUGAAGAGGGAGACUAUUCAGGAGUCAUGAGGUGUGCCAGGGAGCAGAGAAGAGCCCAGGCGGAGGAGCUGGCGCGGUGCCGUGAGGCGGCAAUGCCGGCCUGGGGCUUGGAGCAGCAUCCGCGGGGAGCAGAGAACCCACGAGGCGGUAGGGGGCUGUGUUCCUGGAGGCUGUCCAUGGAGCAUGCUGCCAAUAACAAGUUGCCAGCCUCCCAGCUGAGCCUCAGGCAUAAAGUGGAUGAGCAUGAACAAGAUGGCAACGAGCUUCAGACCACCCCCGAGUUCCGAGCCCACAUAGCCAAGAAGCUGGGAGCCCUGCUGGACAGCUCCAUCACCAUCUCAGAAGUAGUGAAGGAGCCAAGGACAGCUAAGGAGCACAAGGUGGCCUCGGAGGAUGGUGAGGACAGUGACGAGGAGUGGCAGUGGUGCCAGGAGGCAGCCGUGUCGGCCUCUGACGUUCUCCAAGAGUCAGCCAUCCACGUUCCAGUCAAGCUGGAGAAGGAGGCCAAGAAGAGGAAAAGGAAGCUGAGAAAGAAAGCCGACCAGGGGGCAGGCGCUGGUUCAGCCACAGCCGCCAGCCCCGCCCGCGGGACCGCAGUCCAGACCCAGGAAAAGACACAGGCCAGCGGGGACCAAGUAUCACCGGGGACCAAAAAGAAGAAAAGGAAGAAAAAGGCAAAGAAACCCAGUGAGGUGUCGCCAUUUCCAGCAGCAGAGAGUGAGGCCCCCAUACCUGCAAACUGA